AUGGCGGUGGUGGCUGACAAGACGGUGGAGUUUCUGCUGCGCCACGACCCCGCAGGGGUUCCGCCGCGGCUCGAGUCACUCACAACAAACGCGUUCGAGCGUGUGCACUGGCGUGACGCCUUUGAUGCGUUCCAGGCGGAUGAACGGCUGGCGCUGUGGGAAACGAAGAGCGCGCUUGACGGCAUCGACGAAGAUGCGUACAGACAGGCCCGUGACGCGGUGUUUCCACUCGCCGUGAGCGGCAGUCAGGGCGCCUGCGCCUUCGGCAACCGCGCCGGCCAUAAGCUCCGUGAGGCUAUGGAAGCGGCGGGCGUGUGGGAGCACCUGCGCUGUCACGCAGACACGCGGCGGAGGUGCCUCGCCUUUGCCGACGUGUGCGGCGGCCCCGGUGCCUUCUCCCAGGCUCUCUUCGCCAUGUGUCGACAGCACAAGCUGAAGCUGCGUGGUUUUGGCAUGACGCUGCGCGGCGUGAAAGGGCUUGACUGGUACCCCAGCCUGCCGUCGAGGAGCUUCCUGCCGACCUAUGGCGUCGACGGCACAGGUGACAUCUUCCAGUUGGCUAACAUUGAGGCUCUACGUUCGUUAACACUUGCGGAGGACCUGAAACUCGUGGUGGCCGACGGUGGCUUCAACAUCCCAUCGGACAUCGCGAACUACCAGGAGACCAUUUCCGGUAGAAUUCUCUUUGGGCAAUGGCUGGCCGCACUCAAGCUGCUUCGGCCCAGUGGUUGCUUCAUUCUAAAGCUAUUCGACACGUUUUCCCCGCUCCUGCGAGCCAUGUUGUACCUCUCCACCUACCUAUACGAUCGCGUGCACGUGGUGAAGCCGCGUCACAGCCGUGUCGUGAAUAGCGAGCGGUAUUUGGUGUGUAUUGGCUUCAAGGGUGUCUCACUGCCGUGGAUGGNGUGGUGA
Molecule: messenger RNA, 912 nt
Organism: Trypanosoma grayi
Lineage: Eukaryota; Euglenozoa; Kinetoplastea; Trypanosomatida; Trypanosomatidae
Product: methyltransferase
Exons: 1
Coding region: 1-912 (303 amino acids)
Biological process (GO): 7-methylguanosine mRNA capping
Cellular component (GO): cytoplasm; nucleus
Molecular function (GO): methyltransferase cap1 activity
Source: RefSeq, a predicted model, not a curated record